AUGUCUUUCCCACGCCUUCUUCGUAGUGAAAAAGACCCUUGCCCAAGCCCGGAGCUUUGUGCCUAUGAUGCCCUAGGAAGAAGUUCAGAAAAGGCUCAACUUGUGACUAACUUAUCUGACACCCGAUCAGAAACUCCAAAGAAGACUGAAAAUUUUACUGGAUUUGAAUUGGAAAAUAACUCUUCAGAUAAAGGCCCCCAAGUGAAUAUUGACGAACAUAAUAGAAGAUCGUAUUCGCGGUUGUUGAACAAAGAAGGAUCUGAAAAUAACGAAAGAGGAAUCAGCAAAGAAAAGGAAGAUGAUACUGAUCCUAGCAGUGAAGCUCAAAACAUCGAUGCUCUAGGUAUUCGAGGUGUAGAAAAAAAUAAAAAUAUAAAAUUCAGUAGUCAAUAUAAUCCGAAUAGAAAAGAGCAAACGAAAUCAAAGACAAUCUAA
Dentiscutata erythropus is the source of this 435-nucleotide messenger RNA. NCBI's taxonomy places the organism in Eukaryota, Fungi, Glomeromycota, Glomeromycetes, Diversisporales, Gigasporaceae. The record is from the annotation of a GenBank genome assembly.